Molecule: messenger RNA, 1512 nt
Organism: Clonostachys rhizophaga
Lineage: Eukaryota; Fungi; Ascomycota; Sordariomycetes; Hypocreales; Bionectriaceae
Source: the annotation of a GenBank genome assembly
AUGCCCAUUGCUGCCUAUAGCUCACUAACUUGCCAAAAGUUGGUUCUAUGGGUACUUAGCAUAGCUAUAUACCGGGCGUGCUUCCAUCCUCUUGCAAAAAUCCCUGGCCCUAAGCUUUACGCUAUAACGGAUCUACCAUACCUCUAUCAUGUCUCCCGUGGCACUUGGGUUAGAAAACUGCAAGAAAUUCACGAGAAAUAUGGCCAAAUGGUUAGAUUUGGACCCGAAGACGUUUCAUUCACCACCGCUGAUUCCUGGAAAACGAUUUAUGGGCACAAGACAUCCCAAAACAAAACAUUCCACAAAGACCUCCGAGCCUACCGUGAAACUAUUUCCGGCCACUCUCACAUUAUCAUUGCGCCUCAUGAGGAUCAUAAGCGGAUGCGUCGACUCAUAUCCCACGCGUUCUCCGAGAAGGCCUUGCGAGGUCAAGAGAGUAUAAUGAAGAAGUAUGUCGACUUACUUAUCUCCAAGACACACGAGAAUGCAAAGAGCGGAAAGACGAUCGAUAUUGUGGCAUGGUAUAACUUCACUACGUUUGAUCUCAUUGGCGAUCUUGCCUUUGGCGAGCCUUUUGGCUGCCUUGAGGCAGGAGGCUAUCACCCUUGGGUCUCUAUGAUCUUUGAUGUGCUCCGUAUAGCGUCCUUAGGCCAAGUCGUAAGGCGAUAUCCGUUCCUUGCUCCACUUCGUUCACUCAUUAUUCCUAAAUGGGUGAGGGAAAAGGCUAAGGAACACUAUCAGCUCACCCAACAGACCGCCUUGAAACGCAUAGAAUUGGGUAACACUGACCGAGAAGAUUUCAUGUCAUACAUCCUUCGCCACAAUGAUGAAAAAGGCCUUACUAAGGGGGAACUCGUUGAGAACGCUUCACUUCUGAUUAUUGCCGGCAGCGAAACUACGGCGACACAGUUAAGCGGCACAACUUACCAUCUUUUGACCAACCCUAGUAUUUACAAGAAACUCACUGAGGAGAUACGAUCUACGUUCGAGUCAGAAGACGAGAUUACUCUUACGAGAGUGAACGACUUGCAGUAUAUCCAUGCCGUUUUUGAAGAAGGGUUUCGAAUGUGUCUGCCUAGGAUCACCCCACCCGAGGGCGAAUUCAUCGAAGGAUAUUGGAUUCCAGGCAAGGUAGGUGAAUCCAGCAACAUGCUCGAGGAGGAAGCUAAUGCUAAUUUCGCAAAACAGACCAGUGUCUCCGUCUCCCAAUAUUCGUCGUACCACAAUGAACGAAACUUUCGAGACGCGGAGAAGUUCGUCCCGGAACGAUGGCUUGGUGACCCCAAGUACAAGUCUGACAGCCGCGGGGUGCUCAACCCCUUUUCUUACGGGCCCAACAACUGCAUUGGCAAAAACCUUGCCUACGCUGAGAUGCGACUCAUCUUGGCGCGCCUUCUAUGGUCCUUUGACCUUGAGAUGCUGCCCGACAGUAAAAAUUGGGACCAGCAGAAGACGUUUCUCCUUUGGGACAAGGGGCCAAUUCAGGUGAAGGUUACGGCCAUCCAGCGAUAA